This is a messenger RNA of Peronospora farinosa, 1002 nucleotides long. Lineage: Eukaryota; Oomycota; Peronosporomycetes; Peronosporales; Peronosporaceae. The record is from the annotation of a GenBank genome assembly.
AUGUGGAGUUACAUGGCGUCAGCACUGGGCAUCACAUGCCAGAAUGAGGCACGUCAUGAACCAUUACCACAUGAAUCACCCUCGAGCAAUCAAAACAAUGGUGUAAAUCGUUUAUUCUUCCGAUUGCGUAGUCGUGGUUGGCUUGACAGAGAAAAUGAACUGUAUAUCUCAAUACCCAGAAAUGUCACGGGACAUUGCAAUAUUCUUUUCUUCCCUGGGGACGUUCAAGAUUUUAAAGCCACUAUGGACGCAGGACCUUUUGCUGAAUAUAGUGACUACUCCUAUGAGACGGUAGCGGAACUACUGAAUAAAAAGUUUGGAGAUACUUGCAAUGUAUGGGUAGUAAAACCCAAUUGCUUUAAACAUGGAGCCUACAGCAGUUUUGACAAUUUCGUGACUACCAAUGAAUACGGAGCAGCAACAAAAUAUGAUCCUACAGCUUUCGCAACCAAGCAUUUAGCAUCUUUAAUUCAAAAUACUCAGGCGACAUUGAGACGACAAGGAGUCAAUAUAUCGAUGGCACUCCCAAUGCAUCUUUUAGGUUUUAGCAAAGGUGGUGCUGUUCUGAAUCAACUUGUGACGGAACUCGUGCGAUACUCGUUCAAUAAGAAACGCUCGAGUAGCGGUCAGAUUCGACAGGGGUCUGCCUUUGCAAGCACGCGACAAUUCUUUUCAGCUAUCAAUUCGAUUCAUUGGCUGGAUUCCGGCAAUGGGUUGCUAGAAGGUGCAAUGCCUACGGAAGAGCUUGCUUUGUUUGUGCUUUCACGAUACGAACGGCUUAGGUUAUUCGUACACGUUACACCGUAUCAAUACAGUGCCAGGACGCGACCAUGGGUUAAAGCCGAAGUGAACAGUUUUGUGAAGAAAAUGAAGCUUCACGGUGCCGAUGUUCAACUUAUUAUCUAUUACGAGGGUGAUGAAGAUUCAUUAGCAUCCCAUUUUCAUAUUCUCCACUCGUUCGAGACCGACCGAUCGUUCAAAUCGAAAGAAAAAGAGCAAUGA